Myotis lucifugus (little brown bat) is the source of this 1508-nucleotide messenger RNA. RefSeq names its product dopa decarboxylase (gene DDC). NCBI's taxonomy places the organism in Eukaryota, Metazoa, Chordata, Mammalia, Chiroptera, Vespertilionidae. The transcript is spliced from 11 exons. The record is from RefSeq and is a predicted model, not a curated record. Bases 1 to 1110 code for a protein of 369 amino acids. Gene Ontology annotation, molecular function: pyridoxal phosphate binding; aromatic-L-amino-acid decarboxylase activity. Gene Ontology annotation, biological process: catecholamine metabolic process; serotonin biosynthetic process; carboxylic acid metabolic process.
AUGGGCACGCAGUUGGCGGGGGCGAGGCUUUAUCACCACCAGAGGUUAAUGUUUAACCAGCUGAUGAGGCUGAAAACCAGGGCCCAGGCCGUGUGGGUGCGCAGCUCUGGGCAGACCUGCGUGAGCUCCGACCCAGGCUGCUGGCCGCCCCCCAGCCCCCCAGCCCGCUCUCCCGAGGGGGCAGACGCCGCAGGGACAGGACUCCGGCCGCGUGUCCCGCCGUCUCUGAUUCAGGGAAGCGCCAGUGAGGCCACGCUGAUGGCGCUGCUGGCCGCCCGGAGCAGAGCCACACGCCGCCUGCAGGCCGCCCACCCGGGGAUGACGGAGGCCGCCGUCAUGGAGAAGCUGGUGGCCUACGCCUCCGACCAGGCACAGCAGCCCUUCGUGCAGGUCCCUGCCCUCCGCUUCCCUGCCUUCGAGGGGAGGGGCUCCCAGGAUCCUAAGACCGGUAACUGGGAGGACCUGUGGCUGCACGUGGACGCGGCCUACGCGGGCAGCGCCUUCAUCUGCCCCGAGUUCCGGCACCUCCUGGACGGCGUGGAGUUCGCAGACUCCUUCAACUUCAACCCCCACAAGUGGCUCCUGGUGAACUUCGACUGCUCGGCCAUGUGGGUGAGGAAGCGCGCGGACCUGACCGGAGCCUUCAAGCUGGACCCCGUGUACCUGCGGCACGGCCACCAGGACUCGGGGCUCAUCACUGACUACAGGCACUGGCAGCUGCCGCUGGGACGCAGGUUCCGCUCCCUGAAGAUGUGGUUCGUGUUCCGGCUGUACGGGGUCACGGGCCUGCAGGCCCACAUCCGCAAGCACGUGCGGCUGGCCCGCGAGUUCGAGGCUGCGGUGCAGCGGGACCCUCGCUUUGAAAUCUGCGCGGAAGUCACCCUGGGGCUGGUCUGCUUCCGGCUGAAGGGCUCCAACAAGCUGAACGAAGACCUUCUGGACAGAAUCAACGGUGCCAAGGAGAUCCACCUGGUCCCCUGCCACCUGAGGGACAAGUUCGUGCUGCGCUUCGCCAUCUGCUCCCGCGUCGUGGAGUCCGCGCACGUGCAGCGGGCCUGGGCCCACAUCCAGGCGCUGGCCACGGCCCUGCUGGGGGCCGGGCAGGAGUAGCGAGAUCCAAGCUGAACAGACGUGUAUCUGAAAACUGGAGGGAGAGGAAGAUAAACAUCAUCCGGCUCCGUGGAAGCGAGCCCGCCGGCUCCGCACUUCUCUCUCCAACGCUACCAGACGCCUGCGCUUACGUCUCCCGAGUCUCUUGUCGGCGAAGAGAUAUUAUUUGCUGCGUGAAAAGUCAGUCCCCAGGGACGUAGCUUUCAUUCAUUGUUUGGCUGUGGUUUUGUUAAUUAAACAAUCAUAGUGCUUCGUGCUCUUGGAGUUGGCCGUGGCGGGGAGGGCGCGGGAGCUCUCUCCCAGGGCAGGCUGGGUGAUGGGGCUGGAGGUCACGCCUGUGGCCUUCCCCUUGCUCCAUCCUGCGGCCAGUGCUCAAUAAACCAUCUGAAGUGCAUGGC